UUACUUAUUAUUAAGUGCAACAUGCUUUAGAAAUAAUGUACGUUAUUUUUAUGAGCAUAAAGCGAUUCCAUGAGUAAUAGAAAAGAUGCUUCCCAUUUCACCCGCAAUAUUGUGAAUCAGUUUAUCAUAAACACGAAUUAGGCCACUGUCAAGUAGUGAUAGAAAAACUGAACUUUUCAAAAUUUGUCUUUCAAAGCGCUUGAAUCGUCGCACGCUGACGACACAUGCUGGUCAAAACAGUGUAAAUACAACGAGAACAUAAAAACACCAAACACAUGUACAGACAACUUUAACUAUUAAAUGUAAUACACAAAUCAUUAAAUAUAAACUAUAAGAAAAAAAUUUAGUCUUUGUAAUUUGUGUUCUUUCAUUAAUUUGUCGUGCUAGUUUUGAGUGUUUAUGGCUAAUUAGGUCAUUUAAGGCUAUUAACUACAAGUAUAACUAACUAACUAACCAGUGCACUGACUACUGAAUUAGGAAACCGAUUGAGACACACACAGAGAUUUAGUUUGAAUUCAUUUUUAUUUCUGUUAAUUACUUUUAAUGAAUUGUCCAAACACAGAAAAACUCCUGGUGAGGCAGCUGAAAUCAACGUGACAUACUAUUAUAAAGAUGACGUUUAUUAAAAAGGAGAAUGAAGAAAUGAGGAUUGAAGACGCAUUUAGUGUGAAACAAGAAGAUACUGAGGAACAAAUAAAAAAGGCCUUUAUUAAAGAGGAGCGUGAAGAUGUGAAGACUGAAGAAACAUUCAGAGUGAAACAUGAAGAUACUGAGGAACAAACAGACCUGAUGCCACUGAAAGAGGAGAGUCAAGAACUGAUUGAAAUGGAAGUGAAAGGUCAUUAUGAGAAACAUCAUGAUUUCAUAACUGGACACUUUAUUUUCUCACAGACUGAAAAAUCUUCCUCACAAAAAAGAGCUCAAAAGACAGGAGCUAAAAGUAAUUUCACCUGCCAACAGUGUGGAAAGAAUUUUAUUCGAAACAAAAACCUUAGAGUCCACAUGAGAAUUCACACUGGAGAGAGGCCAUUCACUUGCCCUCAUUGUGGAAUGAGUUUUGUUCAAAAAGCAACCCUUAAAAGGCACAUUAGACUUCAUACUGGAGAGAAGCCAUUCACAUGUCUUCCAUGUGGAAAGAGGUUUAUUCAAAAAGGAAGCCUUAACAGGCACAUGAGAAUUCACACUGGAGAAAAACCGUUCAUAUGCGCUCAGUGUGGAAAAUGUUUUGAUCAACAUAGAAACCUUAUAGUCCACAUGAGAGCUCACACUGGAGAGAAGCCUUUCACCUGCCAACAGUGUGGAAAGAGUUUCACUAAAAAAGGAAACCUUGAGGUUCAUAUGAGAAUUCACACUGGAGAAAAGCCAUUCGUAUGCCCUCAGUGUGGAAAGAGUUUUGAUCAACAAGGAAAUCUUGCAGUUCACUUGAGAAUUCACACUGGAGAGAAGCCUUUCACCUGCCAACAAUGUGGGAAAAGUUUCACUAAAAAAGGAAGCCUUGAAAGCCACAUGAGAAUUCACACUGGAGAGAAGCCUUACACAUGCUCUCAAUGUGGAAAGAGUUUUGCUCAAAAAGGAAGCUUUAACAGGCACAUGAGAAUUCACAUUUCCCUCGUUGGCUUGGGGCUCACUGAGGAUGAAGAACUCACAGCAACAACUGGGCCAGAUGAGGCAAUAAGGGUAGGUGGAGUGAUGGAGGGUCUGCCCCCAAUUGCCUCAUCCAUGGCACUGAACCAUUUCCAGGAUGCUGCUUUGGGUUCUCCAUCCUCAGUGCUCACACCAUGUACUCACUCAAAGCCUUUGAUGGCAGCAUUCCGCUAUUCUGGUGAAGUGGGCUUCAAUAGCCGCUCUCCACCAGAUAAGCAGAUGUGCGUGCUCAUCUGUCCCUAUCCACGUGACACUAUUAUAAAGAUGGCGUUUAUUAAAGAGUUUUUGGCAUUUAUUAAAGAAAAAGAGAGUGAAGACAUGAAGAAUGAAGAAGCAUUCAGAGUGAAACAAGAAGAUACUGCGAGACAAACAAAGAUGGUGUUUAUUAAAGGGAGAGAGAGUAAAGACAUUAAGAUUGAAGAAACAUUCAGAGUGAAACAAGAAGAUACUGAGGAACAAACAGACCUGAUGGUGCUGAAAGUGGAGAGUCCAGAACAAAAUGAAAAUAAAGACAAGUAUGAGAAACAUGAAUUCAUAACUGGAGAAAAUUUGUUUAGUUGCUCACAUACUGGAAAGAGUUUUGAUAAACAUAGAAUCCUUAAAGCCCGCAGGAAAGUUCACAUUGGAGAAAAGCCUUUCACCUGCCAACAAUGUGGAAAAAGUUUCAUUCAAAAAGGAUCACUUGAAAGGCACAUGAGAAAUCACACAGGAGAGAAGUCUUACACAUGCCCUCAGUGUGGGAAGAGCUUUGAUCAAAAUAGAAACCUUAAAGCUCACAUGAUAAUUCACAGUGGAGAGAAGCCUUUCACCUGCCAACAGUGUGGAACAAGUAUGUCUACAAAACGAAGCCUUAACAGGCACAUGAGAGUUCACACUGGUGAGAAGCCCUACACAUGCCAGUUGUGUGGAAAGAGUUUCACUCAAAGACAAAGUCUUAAAAACCACAUGAGAGCUCACACUGGAGAGAGGCCUUUCAUUUGCCAGCAGUGUGGAAAGAGUUUCUCACUAAAAGAAAGUCUUAAGGCACACAUGAGAAUUCACUCUGGAGAGAGUCCUUACGUAUGCCAACAGUGUGGAAAGAGUUACACUAGCAAAGGAAACCUUGAUGCCCACAUGAGAGUUCACACUGGAGAAAGGCCUUUUACCUGCCAACAAUGUGGAAAAAGUUUCGUUCAAAAAGGAGCCCUUACAACCCAUAUGAGCAUUCAUAAUGGAAAGAAGCCUUACAUAUGCCCUCAGUGUGGCAGGAGUUUCUGUCAACAAGGAAGCUUAAUGGUCCACAUGAGAAUUCACACUGGAGAGAAGCCUUUCACCUGCCAACAGUGUGGAAAUGGUUUCAUUAAAAAAGAAGCUCUUAAAGUCCACAUGAGAGCUCACACUGGAGAGAAGCCUUUCACAUGCCUUCAGUGUGGAAAGAGUUUUGAUCAAAAUAGAAACCUUAAAGCUCACAUGACAGUUCACAGUGGAGAAAAGCCGUUCAUUUGCCCUCAGUGUGGAAAGUGUUUCUCUAAAAAAGGAAACCUUGAAGUCCAUAUGAGAGUUCACACUGGAGAAAAGCCGUUCAUAUGCCCUCAGUGUGGAAAGAGUUUUGAUCAGCAAGGAAACCUUACAGUCCACAUGAGAGCUCAUACUGGAGAGAAGCCUUUCACCUGCCAACAAUGUGGAAAGAUUUUCGCUAAAAAACAAAGUCUUGAACUCCACAUGAGCAUUCACACUGGAAAGAAGCCUUACACAUGCCUUCAGUGUGGAAAGGGUUUCCUUCAGAAAGGAGGCUUAAUAGUCCACUUGAGAAUUCACACUGGAGAAAAACCAUUCAAAUGUGAUCAGUGUGGAAAUGGCUUCAGACGUAAAAUAUUCCUUAAAAAACACAUGAGGAUUCACUUAUGAGAGAACUCUUUUUCUUUUUUUUAUGUCAUCAGUGUGAAAUGACUUUAAAGUAAAAAAUUAAAAAUGUUUUCAAAGCAAAUCACCUACCCUGUCUUUAAGGGGAUCCCCUAGUGGAUGAAUCAAUGUUUUCUGAAGUGAAACAAUAGAUGAGAAAAAUACCAAUUAAACUGUUUUGACGCUUCCGACCAACUGUCAAACAUGCAUGGGUUACAAUCCACUUGUAUUACAUGGAUGCACAGAGAUGGAUUAUUUUCUUUCAAGUAUUUGUUUGUUAGGAAAGGUAGUCAUAUACAUUUGGGAUGGCAGUGAAAGUGAGUAAAUGAUGAGAGAUGGUGAGGUGGGGUGGGCUAUCCCUGUGAAGACUGAUAUUGCACUCCAUUACCACAUAAUGUACCCAACUAGUCACUGUUUUCUUACUUGUACUGUAACAGGAACUGUUCAAAGGAUCUUUGCUAUGGCAAGCCGUUUUGACUUUUAUUCAUUCUCAGGAUAUGAAUUCUUGAUAUCAACAAUUCAGUUUUCACUAGUUAAAAUGCUAAUUCUUGAUAUCAGGAAUUACAUUUCUACUAGUAACAAUGACAAUUGUUGAUAUCAAGAAUUAACAUUUCCACUAGUAAAAAUGUUAAUUCUUGAUAUCAACAAUGUCAUUACUCACAGAAAUAUGUAUUCUUGAUAUCAUCAUUUGAAUUUCCACUAGUAAAUUCUUGAUAUCUGUAAUUGUAUUUUCACUAAUCAAAUGUCACCAUAAG
This is a messenger RNA of Megalobrama amblycephala (Wuchang bream), 4280 nucleotides long. RefSeq names its product zinc finger protein 569-like. Gene Ontology annotation, molecular function: DNA-binding transcription activator activity, RNA polymerase II-specific; RNA polymerase II cis-regulatory region sequence-specific DNA binding. Lineage: Eukaryota; Metazoa; Chordata; Actinopteri; Cypriniformes; Xenocyprididae. Bases 613 to 3531 code for a protein of 972 amino acids. Gene Ontology annotation, biological process: regulation of transcription by RNA polymerase II. Gene Ontology annotation, cellular component: nucleus. The record is from RefSeq and is a predicted model, not a curated record. The transcript is spliced from 6 exons.